Chara braunii is the source of this 4632-nucleotide messenger RNA. Lineage: Eukaryota; Viridiplantae; Streptophyta; Charophyceae; Charales; Characeae. The record is from the annotation of a GenBank genome assembly.
CCAGGCCCAAACGGUAAUGUCGUUUGGGCCUGCCCGUCGGGUCUGGUCCAAGGURAGGCCUUUAUGGCCUGUAGUGCCCCCAAGGUCGGGCCUUUAGGCCCUGAUGUGUCCAUCUAGCCCUAAGUCGGGUCCUGUGUGGCGUCGAAGAUGUAACAGCAGGACACGCCAGCAGGCCACRUCAGCCGGACACGUCAGCCGACAGAGCAGGAAAUACCAUGUCAGCAGGCCCCCGGCCUGGUCUAUGCUGUUGCGGUCACAUACAGYCGUCAUGGACCAGAGGUCCGGAGAGGCAGACGAGGCCUAUCAGGCCCAGAUGCUGGCUUGGAGUACCRAAGCAAAGAAACGGGCAGAUGACGCAGCAGCAGCAGCGAAAAAGAAGGCAGAGGACGCCGAGCAGGCACGUCUGUUGGCACUUGAACAACAGCGCCASCAUGACGAGGCAGCAGCAAGGGUUGCCGAUGAAGAAAGAAACCAACGUCGUGAGAAGAUAUUUAGCGGAGAGCAGACUUUGCUCACAAUGGCAGCGGAAUGGCGGACCGAGGCCGAGAAUGGCAAGAUGGGGGAUAGCGAAAACAAGAUCGCUCUCCUCCUCUCCCAUCUCACAGACCUCCUGGCAACCUGCAUUACACAGCAGGAGGAUAUCCACAACCUCAACUACUCGCUAGCUCAACUCCACAACGUCAAAGAACACAAGCACCACGCAUACUUGUACUCUCGCUCAGGGGGCGCGUGCCAGGCUUGGUUGGACAAUCUCUUGUCCAAGUACGGAGUGGUAGCUGUCAACUUGCACACCAAGAUCAGCUGGGAUGAUCUGAAGGCGGCGUGGCACAAGCGGUUCCAAGUCGAGCCACCGCAGAUCAAGGCUAUGUACAAGCUCAUGGUCUUCGAACAAGGCACGCUGCCGAGUACUGACUGGAUCGCCGAGUACCAACGCUUGACGUCAGUCCCAGACAUCCAGAUGGGCUUCAAACCCUUCCGCCACUAUUUCAUCUCAAGGUCCUGUCCGGCAUUAAGCAAUGCCUUGACUCAUGUCGAGGACACCUUGACGACAACGGCGAAACUCUUUGACAAGGCCGCGCAGAUCAUCAUUACAAACAAGGAGGCUAAGAACCUGCGUUCGUCUGCGGCAGGCCCGAGCAGAGACCAGCAUCGGCCAAGAGUGGCCGUGGUCGCGGCUGCAACGCCGUUUGACCAAACUAGCGAGGCCGUGUCUGCCCAUGAAGGAGACAGACUCGCAGCCGCCCGGGAAGGUGGCCGCCCCGGCAGAGGCCGAGGACGCGGCAAGACGAAGACACACACCACAUCUAGCCCCGGGCCCGGCGCAGCAGCUCCAGCCCCUUGGUCCCAAUAUGGCAUCUUCGAGCAAGCAUUCAAGGCGCGCACGAGAUUCCACUAUUGCCUAUGGCAAGGGCAAACAGGGAAACUGAGCACCGCCGAGAGUGACUCGACGACACUCUCAACGCCUCCGGAACCGGUCUCUUCGCGAGUGGCCGGCCUUCAUUCCGAGGCACAUGCGGAAGUCGAUAGUCCUCCUCUUCUAUAUUCUUUUGAGGACUAUGCUGCCCGGGUCGUUCCUACGCUGGGUACUCAAGCUCAAGGACAAGACGUGUGUGCGGCAUCUUCUCCGUCCGGCAGCGGCGACUUAUCAUCUUCAAGUGGUUCUUCACGGGAUUCGGCACGCGAGUUCAACAUAGAGGUAUUGGACCCACUCACGUCCGAGGACUUUGCAUGGUUUCCUCUCCUGACCACGGGCCGCUUGCCGGGACCGCAAUGCGCAGCACUAUGCGCUCAUCUGCACAUGUACUUAUCCUUCUAUGCACCACCAACUUCGCCGACGGAUGACGAAGUCGCAGUGGGGGACAUCCUUGCGUAUGUUACCAAGGUGGCCCGCGAGUUUCGCACGCAGCGGUACGAUGACAACAACACACCGCUCAUGUAUGUCCGCAUUCAGGUUGGGCAAGCGUCCUGCAGCGCUUUGCUGGAUAGCGGUGCGUCUCGCAAUUUCAUGAGCCAAUCCUGUAUGCAAAGGGCUGGCCUUGGCGCACAAGUUCGGAGGAAGGCAAACCCGACGGCGAUCAAGUUGGCGGAUGGAAAGACGCAACAACUUCUCGACCGUUACAUCGAGGCCGUACCGGUUUAUUUCGCACCUCAUGCAUGCGAACCAGUGACGUUCGAUAUUCUCGACACGGACUUCGACAUCAUUUUGCGAAUGCCUUGGCUUGCAAGUGCAGAUCACACAGUCAACUUCCACCGGCAGACUCUUAGCGUUCGUGACGCCUUCGGGGCCGAAGUGGCGUGUACUAUUCCUCUACCGCACCCUUCGAUUCGGUGCCAAAUGGUGACGGCCAAAUCAUUCCGGGCGACUUGCGCUUAUGAGCAGCCCGAGGAGAUCGGCCUAUGUUUCCUACGGACCAUCACGGUAGCCGACGCUUCACCCACGGACUUGUCUUCGGACCCCCGGGUGGUGCGGUUGCUGGACGAGUUCGCCGAUAUCUUCGAGUCACCUACCGGUGUGGUGCCGAAUCGGCCGAUCUCUCACAAGAUCAUUCUUGAGGCCGGUGCCGUGCCGCCGAAAGGUUGCAUCUAUCGGAUGAGCGAGGAGGAGCUUGAGGUCCUCCGCGCACAGCUCGACGACUUGUUGGCCAAGGGCUGGAUCCGCCCGUCGGCAAUGACCAACGAGUUUCGUGCAAUGUUGGACCGGUUCGUACUGGUCUACUUAGACGAUAUUCUCGUCUAUAGCCGGACAUUGGAGGAUCAUCUUGGACAUCUUCGACGAGUGUUGGAGACGCUCCGCCUCGCCAAGUACAAGGCCAACCGCGACAAGUGCGAAUUUGUCCGACAGGAGCUGGAAUACUUGGGCCAUUUUGUUACACCGGAGGGCAUCAGUCUGCUAUCGGACAAGAUUCAAGCCAUCCAAAAGUGGUCGGAGCCUCGGAACGUCACAGAUGUCUGUUCAUUCCUUGGCCUUGCCGGCUACUACCAGCGUUUUAUCAAAGGCUACUGGAAGAUCGCAGCCCACUUGACCAAGCUUCAAUGUGAGGAUCGGCCGUUUGACUUCGAAGAGGAGGCGUGGGAAUCAUUUUUGGCUCUCAAAGCCGCGCUAUUGUCUGCGGAGGUCUUGCGGAUAUACGACCCGCUUUUACCUACACGCGUCACUACGGAUGCGUUAGGCUAUGGCAUUAGUGUAGUCCUUGAGCAACAUGAUGGUGUGGACUGGCACCUGGUCGAGUAUUUCAACAAGAAAGUGCCCGUCGUGCAUUCCAUUGACGAUGCACGCAAGAAGGAGUUCCUCGCCUUCGUCCACGCACUCAAGCGGUGGCGGCACUUCCUCCUUGGUCGAAGCCAAUUUCGAUGGGUAACGGACAACAAUCCGUUGGUCUUUUACAAGACCCAAGACACCGUCAACAGCACCAUCGCUCAAUGGAUGAUUUUCAUUGACCAGUUCGACUUCUUUCCCGAUCACAUUCCGGGGAAGUCGAACCGUUUUGCGGAUGCUCUUUCACGGUGUCCGGAUCAUUGUAUUGCGGUCUACUCAACCUUCGAGAUAGACGACGACCUGCAGAACAGCUUCAUCAGCGGCUACCAAGCCAACCCCGAGUUUUGCGACAAGUACGCGAAUUGCUCCUCUCCUAAUCCGGCGCCUUCUCACUACCAGAUCCAAGAGGGGUACUUGCUUGUCCACACGCGGGGGAAGGACCUUCUUUGCGUAUCGAAUGAUCCUCACUUGCGUACACAACUUCUUGGUGAGUUCCACGAUGCUCCCGCCACCGGGCACUUUGGAGUCAAUCGCACGAUUGGCCGAAUUCGCGAGCGAUUUGGGUGGCCCGGCCUUCUCAGCGAUGUCACCCGCUAUUGCGAGUCAUGCGAAGUUUGCCGACGCUGCAAAUCCCGCAACCAUCGUCCGUACGACGAGUUACGACCAUUACCGGUCCCGUUGAGGCGAAGGGAAGCGAUUGCCACGGACAUUACCGGCCUGUUCCCCAAGCACAAGACUGGAGUGGAUGGGAUUUUCACGGUGGUCGACCGACUCACCAAGUUUGCCAUGUUUUUGCCUUGCCGCUCUCAUGCCAAGGCACCGGAGUUGGCCGAGGUUCUUUAUGCCGAUUGGAUUCGAACCAAGGGUUACCCCAAGGAGAUCGUCUGCGACUGUGACACUCGGUUCAUGUCCGAUUUUUGGUUGGCGCUCAUCAAGCGAUGGGGCUCAUCUCUCAAGCCCAGUUCAACUCGCCACCCUCAGACCGAUGGCCAAACGGAGAGGGCGCACCAGACCGCACAGGUUCUCCUUCGCACUCUCAUCCAUCCUGACCAGAAGGACUGGGUUGAGCGGCUGCCAAAUGUCGAGUUGGCCUACAACUCUUCCAUCCACCCGGCUAUCGGGAUAUCGCCUUUCGAGUUCGAGCACGGCUCGCCGGUCACUUCACCAUUAGACACUAUUACUCCACGAACGGCCGAGAGCGACGUCCAUCUUCUUUUCUUGCGUCGGAUGCAAGAGCUUCUUGUCAAGGCACGCGACCAGAUGGCUAAGACGCAGCAGCGCAUGAGCCAACAGGCCAAUCGUUAGUGUCUUCCUUGCCCAUUCCGCGCCGGCGACCUCGUUUGGGUUUUCGCAGCGGAAUUCAGCCUUGAACAAGA